Molecule: messenger RNA, 3816 nt
Organism: Closterium sp. Naga37s-1
Lineage: Eukaryota; Viridiplantae; Streptophyta; Zygnematophyceae; Desmidiales; Closteriaceae
Source: the annotation of a GenBank genome assembly
AUGUGCGUCACGCAUGUCACAUGCAAUUCGUCGCUCUCCCUUGCUGUGCCAUAUCCUUGCGCCCCUUCUCCCCUGUAUCGCAUCACACCACGACCUGCCCUGUCUGCUGAUAUUCAGGUGGUCUCUCAGGUGGGGCAUCAGGUGAUUGCAGCAUACGCCACGUGCAUGGGGUUGCCUCUCUUCCGCCGCCGCAUUAAAGGCUUCUCCAAGCACCUGGCCAUGAGGUACAGCACGACAGCAGGGGAUGAGGUGGAGGACAUGGAGGUGCUGCUCAGGGUCGUCAAGAAACACCUCCCAGCCGUGCAAGGCGUGUCAGUGGGAGCGAUAGCAUCAGAUUAUCAAAGGGAGAGGGUGGAGCAUGUGUGUUCGAGACUGGCCCUCACCCCCCUCGCCUACCUGUGGCAGCGACCACAGAAGGCUCUUCUAGAUAAUAUGAUCGCAUCUGGCAUCCACGCUAUUCUCAUCAAGGUGGCAGCACUGGGCCUAAGACCGGAGAAGCAUCUGGGGAAGCGGUUGGAGGAGAUCCGAGGCACCAUGCAUGCGCUCGCAGGCAAGUUUGGAGUGAACGUGUGUGGGGAGGGUGGAGAGUACGAGACACUCACCCUCGACUGCCCUCUCUUUAAGCAUGCGCGCAUAGUGGUGGACAGCUCUCACAUCAUCCUCCACUCGCCAGACCCCGUUGCGCCUGUGGGCGUGCUGCGAAUCACAGCCUUCCACGUGGCACGCAAGACCCAGGACGGGGCUGCUGCUGCUCCUGCUGAUGCUGCUGCUGCUGACGUGGCGCUCCCUCCUCCGGUGAUCAUUGAUGCCAAUGACGAGGAUGCUCUUAACGAGGAUGACAAUGGCACUGCAGUGGUGCCAGCAAGGGGAGCAGCAGGCAGGGAUUCAGCAGAGGGAGGAGAGGGAGGCAAAGGAGAUGGAGUGCGGGUGGCAGUGACGGUGCAGCGGCAUGGGUUCACCCUCAUUGCAUGCGACACAGAGGGGCAUGAUGCAAAUGGUAAGAGUGGUGCUGAGGAUAAGGAUGAUGGUGAGGGUGCCAGAGAUGAUCUGGCCUCCCAUCUCUCCAUCGCCCUCUCCUCCGUCUCCCACUCCCUCCGCUCCCUCUCUCUCUCCUGGGCCCACGCCCUCUACGUGCACCUGUACCUCGCUGACAUGGCGCAGUUCGGCGCCGCCAACUCAGCGUACGUGCGCCACAUCACCGAGGCCGAGUGUGUGGACGGCGUGCCGUCGCGGUCCACUGUGGAGCUGCCACUUGGCGCGUCGUCAUUGGGCGGCAGCGGGGGAAGCAGCACGGAAGGUUCUCGGAAGGGAUGCAGUGUUGCAGUUGACGUGCUGGCAUGGGGCAGGGGGGCAAGCAGUGUGGGACGAGGAGAAGGAGAAGACGGGGGAGGGAGUGGUGGAGAGGAAGGGGGGGAGCAGCAGGAGGGACAGGGGCGGCAGGAGCAGCAGCAGGAUGGGGGAGUGAGACAGCACGGAACGAGGCAGCGGGGGGAGAAGCACGUGGUGCAUGUGAAGGGUGUGUCGUGCUGGGCACCCUCCUGCAUCGGCCCUUACAGCCAGGGCGUGUCCUGCUGGGCGCCCUCCUGCAUCGGCCCCUACAGCCAGUGCACGAGCCACAAGGGAGUGCUGUGGAUGGCGGGUCAGCUGGGUCUAGACCCGCCAGUUAUGGAGCUGGUGGUGGCAGGGGGGGCGAGGAGACAGGCAGAGGAGACAGGCAGACAGAGCGCUGAGAAAAUGCAACCAUUGCACGAGCCCCAACGGGGUGCUGUGGAUGGCGGGUCAGCUGGGUCUAGACCCGCCCGUUAUGGAGCUAGUGGGGGGGGGGGGAAGGGAUUUUGGCGAGGAGACAAGCAGGCAGACAGGGCGCUGAGGAGCUGCGAGCUCAUAGAAUUUCUGCUCACCCUUCCCCAUCUCCCCUCCUUCCCCCCCGUCCCCCAGAGCACGAGUUUCAAUGGGAGCACGAGCCACAAUGGAGUGCUGUGGAUGGCGGGGCAGCUGGGUCUAGACCCGCCCGUUAUGGAGUUGGUCGGGGGAGGGGCGAGGCAGCAGGCAGAGAGGGCGCUGAGAAGCUGCGAGGCUGUUGCUGCAGUGGUGAAGGGGAGAGGGGGGGCUGUUGGGUGGGGGAAGGGCGGGGGCGAGAGUGAGGAGGAGGGGAGUUGGGGGGAAGGGAGUGGAGGGGGAGCGAGUGGCGGGAGAGGAAGUGGGGGAGAGGGGUGGAGGAAAUGGGUUCGGAAGGGGUGUUUGAGUGUUGGGAGGGACUGUAUCGCGAUGACAGUGUAUUUGGCAAGGGAUGUGGGUGUUGGGGAGAGAGAGGAGGUGGCACGGGCAGUUGAGGAGUUUUUUGCAGCUUCCCGGAGGAAGAGGAGGGAGAUUUGGGCAGCAGUAGGAAGUGGGACGGGGACAAGUGGGGAGGGGGGCGGAGAAGAGGGAAACGGGGAGAAUGGAGGUGGAGGAGGGAAAGGGGGUUGUGAAGGAAGAGAAGAGGGUAAAGGUGAGGGGGUGUGGGGUGUGGGGCGAUGGUGGGUGGUGGGGCAUGGAGGGAAAGAGGACAGGGAGGAGAAGGGUGGGGAAGGAGAGGGGAGAGAGGAGGAGGAGGAGGAGGAGGAGGAGGAGGAGGAGGAGGAGGAGGAGGAGGAGGAGGAGGAGGAGGAGGAGGAGGAGGAGGAGGAGGAGGAGGAGGAGAUGGAGGGGGAGGAGAGCGAAGAAGAGCAGGAGGAGUCAGAGGGAGUGAUAGCAGCCGAUCCGCUGCUGCAGUUUGUGGUGGUACCGGGACUGCCUAAGGGGGCUGCUGUUGAAAUUGCUCCUCUCCUUGCCGCCCCGUCUCUCUCCUCCUCCACCUCCUCUGCCACCUCAGCUGCCCCGUGGCCGAGUUCCCUCACCCCCCUGCACCUCCUUUCCACGUCAGCAUCUUGCCACGUGUCAAACACAGCCGGCCACACGUCAGCUCUAGGGAAUCAGCUGGCAGAGAUGAGCUUGCGCGAAGCAAAGGAAGGGCGCGAGUCAGCAGAGGAAGACAAAAAGACAGGGGCAAAUGAGGUUGACAGAGUUGUUGGUGAUGCGGCAGACACAGACAGGCAGAGAGGGGCAGAGGUCACAGAGAGUGUGGCAGAGGAGGCAGCCGGGAGGAGAGAGGGAGACAAGGGGACGAUGCAGAGGAGAGUGGCAGAGGGGGGAGUGGCAGAGGGGGGAGUGGCAGUGGGGGGAGUGGCAGCGGGGGAAGGGGCGGAGGGGGUGAGCAUUGCCGGGCGGGGCAUGGCAGCAGCAGGGGCGUUCUGUCGCGUGCACCUGUGGGUGGAACAGGCUAGGGGGGCGCAGAGGGGAGGGUGUGAUACCAACCUCUCUGUUGCUCCCUGUGCGGGGGGGACAGGGAGCCAUGGUGACAGAGCAGGGAGUGAAGCUGGAGGGGAAGGGGAGGGCAUGGAGUCAUGUGCUGAUGGCAGCUUAGCGGAUAGGGUUGCUGGUGAAUGUGUCCGAGUGCUAUCAGAUGCCCUCCACGUGGCACGACUUGAUUGGCCCGAUGUUGCGAUGUUCCGUGUGUAUGUGUCGGCAGGAGGGCCAAUCCCCAUUCCUGCCCUGUCACUCGCCCUCAAGACUCAUCUUUCCAAGUCCUCGCACAACCGAGCGCAGUCCCUACCCUCCCAUGAAUCACCUGCUUCAAGCCAACAGCAUGGCCCUUCUGCUACUGCUACUGCUGCUGCUGCUGCUGCUGCUGCUGCUGCUGUGCCUUGCCCAAUAGUGGUGCCAGUGGCAGCAGUGGGGCCCACAGCUGCUGCUGAUGCUCUCCUGGCAGUGGAAAUGACAGCUUUUGGGGCAUGA